Molecule: messenger RNA, 389 nt
Organism: Prorocentrum cordatum
Lineage: Eukaryota; Dinophyceae; Prorocentrales; Prorocentraceae
Source: the annotation of a GenBank genome assembly
GGGGCGGCAGCGCUUCGCACCCUGGCGCGCGGGGCGCGUCCCGCUUUUCUGCUCUGCUGCUCGUCUUGCUGCGCGCGGCUGCCAUGGCCGCGCCGGGCCGCGGCGCCCUGGAAGGGGUCGCGGCGACCGCCGGCCUCGAGAAGCUCGCGGCCCUCGCCUGCCCGCCCGCUGCCGAGCGGGCGGCCGAGGCUGGCUCCUGCGCCGCUCGCGUCGGCGCCUUCGCCCACGCGGCCCGGCGGGCCGCGCCCGCUCGGCCGGCGCCCCGGCCCGCGCCGCCGCCGGCGGAGCCCGCGGAGGGUCGGCGGGCCGGGCGCGGUGCCGUCGUGGAAGUGGCGUGCCUGGCCGCCGCUCUGCGCGCGGACCCCGGCGACCGUCAGAGCGGGCUUGGC